Molecule: messenger RNA, 1167 nt
Organism: Salvia splendens (bonfire salvia)
Lineage: Eukaryota; Viridiplantae; Streptophyta; Magnoliopsida; Lamiales; Lamiaceae
Product: OPA3-like protein
Exons: 4
Coding region: 237-740 (167 amino acids)
Biological process (GO): regulation of lipid metabolic process
Cellular component (GO): mitochondrion
Source: RefSeq, a predicted model, not a curated record
UUUCUUUUUUACCAGUGUUCUUCAAUCAUAAUUCAAACUUGAACAACCUUUUGAUCUCCAUUUUGCCUUGCUUUACAAGAAACUCUGAAUCAGUCAACCCCUCCCCCUCCGUUUAUCCAUCCACAUGCAUUAGCGUUUAUGUUAUUAGUAUAAAAUCAAAGUUAGAGCUUUCUUUUCUUGAAGAAUAAGACUCCAAACCACAAUCAAGAGCGAAAGAAGAAUAGCGGUCAGUAGUAAUGCUCCCUCUACUGAAGCUCGGAACGCUUGCCCUAAAAACUCUCAGCAAACCCAUCGCCGCUAGACUCAAGCAGCAGGCCGGGAUUCACCCCAAAUUCAGAAAUACGAUAGUUAGCAUAGCCCAGGCUAAUCACAGGAUCACAACAACCAUGCAAAGGCGCAUAUAUGGUCAUGCAACAGAUGUGGAAAUCCGACCCCUGAAUGAAGAGAAGGCUGUUCAAGCUGCUGUUGAUCUCAUGGGGGAACUUUUUGUCUUCUCGGUGGCAGUGGCUGCUCUGAUCUUCGAGGUACAGAGAAGUGCUCGAUCUGAAGCAAAAAAGGAGGAAGUUCGCAGGCAUGAAAUGGAGGGAAUGAGGCAACGGGAUGAAGAGUUAGCACAAGAGGUAGAGCUUCUGAAGCAAAAACUAGCAGAGAUCGAACAAAUGGCCAAGGCGCGAGGCCUUGCCGGAGUGUUUAGUUUAAGACAGGCCCAAGCUGAAGCCAAGCCCACACCUGUAGCUUGAUCUGCUAUAAUCACUAAUAAUUCAUCUAAUACUGGGUGAUACACUCUUGAAUCAGUAGCCUCCCUGAUUCACCUAUUCCUUUUAUACCCAUUUUUUCAAGAACACUGUAAAAGAUAAGAAGAUAGGACAAAUUCUUGCCAUAUUUUUGGAUGAAAUGUUAAAAAUCUGGGUGCGCCACAGGAGUUUUUGGCAUGGGUAGUUAGUUGAUGGAAUCAUGAAAAAUAUUCGAAGAAUUCCUUUUGAUAAAUAGUGAUGAUGAUAAUGAUGGUGGUGGAAUGUAAUUCCAUUUUGGCCAAUUGUUUAGUGAUAUUUGAUGUCUAAAACAGGCAAAGAAAAACAUUUUGAAGGUGCUUGUUGUUUGAAAGAUUAUUGUAUAAUUCGGUGGUGUAUGUGAAGAGAAGGAGAAUAUUUGUGGGUGGGGAUUUAA